This is a messenger RNA of Prunus armeniaca (apricot), 978 nucleotides long. NCBI's taxonomy places the organism in Eukaryota, Viridiplantae, Streptophyta, Magnoliopsida, Rosales, Rosaceae. The record is from the annotation of a GenBank genome assembly.
AUGGCAAGUAGUAGUGGACCGAGUGGAGCUAGUGUGCCUGGUGGUCUUGAUGUGGCAUGGAAAUAUGCUCGUCCAAUAGAAGGCAAUAAGCAUGGCACCAUAUGCACAUUUUGUGAAUCCACAUUUAAAAGUGGUGGAAUUACACGGUUAAAGUAUCAUUUGGCCGGAUUUGAUCCACAUAAAAGUGUAAAGAAGUGCAAAGAAGUACCACCAGAUAUUAAGAAGGAGGUAAUUGCAUGGAUAAAGGAGAAAGAGUCUAGCAAACAACAUAAGAAAUCUGUUGAAGAAAACAUAAGAUCUACAGCAAGAGAGGGAUACAUGGGCAAUAAAAGUAGCAAUCCUGUUGAUGAUGAUGAUGACGAUGAUGACGAUGGAUAUGCAUAUCCUCCAGACAUGCACCCUGCGGAGAAAGAAGAUUACCUUGCUGCCAUUAGAGCGUCGAAGCAAGAACGGUUUAGACAAGGAGGAGUUUAUGGAAUGGGAAGCAAACGAUUUGCAGGGGGAGCAAGUGGUAGUAGUCAACCGCAAUACCGUCGCACUCAAAGCCUUCGAGACCCACUUCCAUCUCCUCCGGUACCAAUGCCACACAAGAACACUAGAGCAAAACAGAGAAAAAUAAAAGGCAUGAUUAGAAACUCAGCAGAGGUACUUGGAAGAUACUGCAGCAAAUUCUUCAUACUUGAGAAUGUGGCUCCUCAAAAAGCAAGUUCCCCUCUUUUCAAGAAUAUGAUUGCUGCAGCCCAACAAGCAGGUCAAGGCGUAGCCACACCAUCACCUUAUGAAAUAAAGCAUAAGUACUUAGAUAUGGAACACACAGACAUGCAAGCCUAUGUGGAAAAGGUAAAGGAAGAUUGGGGCGUGUGUGGAUGCACCAUCAUGAGUGAUGGAUGGACUGGCCCCACGAGGUUGUCCAUAAUAAAUUUCAUGGUCUACUCAAGGGAAAACAAUUUUUUUGAAAUCAGUGGAUGCUUCAAAUAA